GAUAAGCUCUUUUCUCAAUGAAAUCUGGCCCUGAAUAUACAGUAACAGGAUCUACUUCGUGGUUUACAGUCUUGCUGAUUCUGGCUCAGAAAGAAACCAAACAUGGCUCAGGAGGAAUGCAAAAUGAUUAGUGACAAACUGUUGAAGUACAAAGGAACUGUCCUGACUCUGGAACCCAGCUACGACAUUACUCCAGAAUAUAUUGACAGUAUACAGGAUUUUGAAACAAGGGAUGACGAUGUAUUUGUUGUUACCUUCCCCAAAUCUGGUACAGUAUGGACCCAGCGGAUCAUAACUUUAAUUUAUGAGGAGGAUUUCCCGGAGAAAGCCAAACAAAUCACAUUCGAGCAAAUGCCCUGGAUUGAGUAUCGGGAAAAGGGGAAAGAUUACAGCACACGUCCAUCUCCAAGACUCUUCUGUUCGCAUCUACUGGAGCCGUUGAUGCCCAAAACUCUCAAAAGGAAAGGAAAAGUCAUCUACGUCAUGAGGAACCCCAAAGAUGUCAUGGUUUCAUAUUUUCAUUUUUCCCAAAAAAUGAAAGACCUGGAUUCUGCCAAGAGCUACGACGAGGUCUUAGAGAAUUUCUUAACAGGAUGCAUGGUUGGUGGCUCCUGGUUUGACCAUGUUAAAGGAUGGGUGACAAGUAAAGACAAAUACAACAUCCUGAUCCUGACUUAUGAAGAGAUGAUCAAGGACCUCAGAUCCGUCAUUGUGAAAAUCUGUAAGUUUGUUGGCAAGAAUCUGUCAGACGCAGCCAUCGAUAAAGUGGUGGAAAGAGCAACAUUCAAGCAAAUGAAAGUAGACCCUGUGGCCAACUAUGAGUCCCUUCCUGUGGAUAUCAUAGAUCAGCCGAAAGGAGCUUUUAUGCGCAAAGGAACAGUUGGAGACUGGAGGAACUCUUUAACCGUGGCUCAGAGUGAAUGUGUUGAUCGUGCCCUUGAAGAAAGAAUGAAAGACGUGCCUCUUAACCUGGUCUGGGACAUCACAGAACUGCGUGGCUGAAAACUUAAGUUGUGACUUUUAUUUUGAAACAAAUAAAGAUAUAAAACUAUCAUACUGAUAAAAGGAAUGCUUAUCAUGAAGAGAAAGUUGAUAACUUGCUCUAAAUUAAAUGUCUCCCAAUUUUAUGGUUUUUGUGUUUAUAACGAGAUAACCAAUAAUUUUUUGUAUGGAUUUUUUUUAUUGGUUGAAAUACUAGGUUCUGACUUCUCUGUAAUAUUUCCGACAUUCUUUGGGUUUUUCAGAAUAACCAGUAGAUGUAAGCAAACAAAUUCAAGUUCAGGUCACAAACACAAAUGUUAUGAUUUCAAACGUGAAU
Molecule: messenger RNA, 1318 nt
Organism: Danio rerio (zebrafish)
Lineage: Eukaryota; Metazoa; Chordata; Actinopteri; Cypriniformes; Danionidae
Source: RefSeq